This is a messenger RNA of Symbiodinium natans, 948 nucleotides long. NCBI's taxonomy places the organism in Eukaryota, Dinophyceae, Suessiales, Symbiodiniaceae. The record is from the annotation of a GenBank genome assembly.
AUGUUUCAUUUUGAGGAUGCAAUGUACCGGCUUGCUACAUUUUGGCUCAAGACUUGGCUAGAGCCAAACUGGCAAGCUGGAACAUUUCUUUUCUCCCAGGGAAGUGAUCCCUGUGUCGGAAUGGAUGAUGAGCCUACAGUCAUUCACACAAAUUUGCCGACCUUGGCUCCCGCGAACUGGUUGGACUUCCGCGCCUACAUGUCUGAUCUGGCACGUCAGGGCCGUCAGGAUGAGUUGUGGUCCAUCUGGAGUCGGGUUGCUGAGAUUACACACCUACCGGCACCCUCCCCUUCGAUUACAGACUUUGACUUCUUGGGUUCCAAGGUUCCGGUGCGCCGGAUUGUCUGUACCCAGGCUGGGUGUGAUCGAUGCGGGCGAGCCAGAGGUGGUUACCAAUUCCCCUUCCUUGGCCCCUGGUCCAAGAGUGCAGCCAUCGUGGAGGAGCCUGAGUUGGGGCCAGCGGUGGCCUUUGCCGCCUACGAUCGUUGCCGAGAAGUUCUUGCAGAGGACAGGCUGUGGGAUGCUAGCUCGGGCUUGGAGCUGCAGGAUAUGCUCACUGCUACAUUUGCGCGCGUGCUCUAUCAGGCCGAGAUCAACGACCUCCACGGCGCAGCCCAUCCCUCUGUGGACGAUGUGUUUCGGGCUUGGCGAACCUGGCAGCAGGGACAACGGGCCUGGCGCGAUCCACUCUUACUCCCAGAGCCCACGCCCAACCAGGCACGGGCCAAUGAAGUGCACAGAGCCCAUCGGUCUAUGCUGCUUUGGCUACGAUGGGCGGCAGACCCCGCGGGCCGGUCUAUGCCUGCGGUCUGUGUGGACUGCGGGGGCUCAGGGGAUUUCGUGCACCAGAUCUUGCAGUCAGCAAUGUGCCGUGAUUGCUUGCAGGCACGGGUGGCCAUGGCGUCACGGCCCCUGUCCGACAGUGGCUCUGGGAGUGAGAGCGACUGA